AUGGCAACAGCAGCACCUCUCCAGCCUUCUGCGGCACACGAUUUCUCCCAAUCUGCUCGCGCAGAGGCAGCCUUUCAUGCAAACGACACGCCAUUUAUUCCCCGCGGUGAUACAACUGUGACUUUAAACUACUUCCGCCCACCCGAAGACGGGUCGAAACCUUUUAAUUUCGUCGAGGCACCUCCCGAGGGUCAACCCCCAAGAAACUUCGGCGACUUCGAUAUUCAGGUUCCCAUCAAAGACAUUCGGGGUCAUGAGUCGGAAUACACCUUAGAUAAGGACGCCUUCCAAGUUGUUUCGGGUCUUCCCGAGUCCGCAGAACAAGAGUUUGUCGACGACGAAUCGAUAAAGAAGAAUUACUAUCCCGAGGUCGAGAAGUUGCUAUUGGAUAAUAUUCCUGGUAGCAACAAAGUCUUCAUUUUCGAUCACACAAUCCGUCGAUCGAAUCCCGACGCCCCUCGCAGCCCAAUCACCAGAGUGCAUAUCGAUCAGACCAAGAAAUCCGCCACCGCAAGGGUACACUACCAUCUUCCAGAAGAAGCAGAGAAACUUCUACAGGGUCGAUACCGUUUAAUCAACAUCUGGAGACCUCUAAAUGGCCCUGUCCAAUCCAGUCCUCUCGGUUUCGCUAGCUCCUCGUCGUUGAAAGACGAAGAUCUAAUCCCGGUUGAGCACAUAUAUCCAGACCGAACUGGCGAGACAGCAGGCAUCAGAUAUAACGAGGGCCAGAGGUGGCACUAUCUUUCAGGUAUGAAGAACGACGAGAGACUUUUUCUAGAGUGUUACGAUAGCGAGGGACAUGUGCCUGGAUCUCAAGUCCAAGGAGGCAGAGUUCCUCACACUGCCUUCAGAGAUUCUCGCACUCCAGAGAACGCUGUCGGUAGAGAAAGUAUCGAGGUUAGAGCUCUGGUAUUUGGUCCAUGA
Lachnellula hyalina is the source of this 924-nucleotide messenger RNA. It is a transcript of the gene aclN, whose product is annotated as Aspirochlorine biosynthesis protein N. The coding region runs from base 1 to 924 and encodes 307 amino acids. The record is from RefSeq and is a predicted model, not a curated record. The transcript has a single exon. Gene Ontology annotation, molecular function: oxidoreductase activity. Lineage: Eukaryota; Fungi; Ascomycota; Leotiomycetes; Helotiales; Lachnaceae.